Messenger RNA from Giardia duodenalis, 1908 nucleotides. Its product is annotated as VSP. The record is from RefSeq and is a predicted model, not a curated record. Lineage: Eukaryota; Fornicata; Diplomonadida; Hexamitidae. The transcript has a single exon. The coding region runs from base 1 to 1908 and encodes 635 amino acids.
AUGUUCUACGCGUUUUUGCUGAUCGGCCUUGCGCUCCAACUGGCGACAGAGGAGUGCACAACCGUCUCUGGUGAUCAGCCCGACACUUGCAAGGCCUGUAGCGCCGUCAUCAACGGCAAGAAGUACUGCUCCCAGUGCAACGGCGGUGGGUCUCAAUCUGCCCCAACGGACGGAGUGUGCUCAGCAGACAACAACGAAUGUAGCCAAAAACAAGAUGGAGUAUGUACACAGUGCGCUAAUAAGUCCUUCAUGUACAAGGGCGGAUGCUACAAGGAUAGCCAGGCACCUGGCAACACGAUGUGUGAAACAGCAACUGAUGGAGUGUGCACGCAGGCUAAGGCUGGGUACUUCGUGCCGCCGGGCGCAGACGCCUCUCACCAGUCGGUCAUACCAUGUGGAGACGAAGAGGAAAUAACAGUUAAGAACGAUAAAAAGUACAAGGGCGUAUUGCAUUGCACUCAGUGUGAGGAGCCCACAGAAGCAAGUGAUACUACUACUCCCAAGGCUGCCACGUGCACAGCAUGCGAGAGCGGAUACUUUGUAGAUAAUAGUAAAGGAAAGACAUGUACAGCAUGUGCAGAUAACUGCCUGACCUGCACCGACGGGACAGUCAGCAAGUGCAAGUCGUGCACGGCAGAGACGUACUUCUUAGCAACAGAGGGGAGCGAGGGCCCUUGCAUAUCGUGCGGAGAUGCUACUCAGGGAUCUGGUGCUUGGAAGGGCGUCGCUGGAUGUGCCAAGUGCACUAAGCCACAGAGUGCCGGCCCUGCAACGUGCACUGAGUGCCAGGCAGAUAAGUAUCUGAAGACAGAAUCGGGGACAGCCUCUUGUGCCAGUGCAGAGGAGUGUAAGGAUGGAUUCUUCCCCAUGACCGAUGCACAGAAUAGUAACAGGAAGGUAUGUGCUCUGUGUAGUGAAGCCGAUAAGGGUGGCAUAGCCAACUGCAAGAAGUGCUCCCUCAAAGCAACAUCUGCAAGAGCAGGUCCAAUAGUUACGUGCUCUGAGUGUACUAAUAAUAAUCUGAGCCCCCUGAAGGACGAGUGCAUGCUCGAUUGUCCUGCUGGCACAUAUGCCAAUAGCAAGGUGUGCACCCGCUGCCACGAGUCAUGUGCAAACUGUAGUGACAACGCAGAAGCCUCCUGUACAGCCUGCUACCCCGGGUCUGUACUUGAGCAUGAUGGCGAUCCGACUACUGGCAAAUGCAUCCAGGAGUGCACGGGAAGGUACGCAGAGAACUGCGAAGCUGGUCAGUGCACGGCCGUCGUUGGGGGCUCCAAGUAUUGCAGCAGGUGCAAGACAGGGUUCGUUCCGAUAAACGACAUGUGCGUCUCUACAACAGCCCGCGCAGCCGCGGAGUGUGUGGCCGGAGAAGGAGUCUGCACUAGUUGCACGGGCGCAUACUUCUUAGAAUCUGGCGGAUGCUAUAAAACCGGGGCAUUCCCAGGUAACACUUUGUGCAUAGCCGCAGGGGCCAAUGGAAAGUGUGCAAACUGCGCCAAUGGACAGAAUGCAGAUCCUCAAACAGGCGCGUGUCCUCCGUGUCCAGCCAACUGCUCAAAGUGCAGCGGCGAUAGCGGUGUGAAGACGUGUACUGAGUGCUAUUCUGGAUACUAUCUUGACACUGGAAAAGAGUGUAAAAAGUGUUCUGAAACAAGUGGUAACAUCCAAGGCGUACCUAAUUGCGUGAGCUGUAAAGCUCCUUCGUCUCCUAAUGCGCCGACUCCUGUUACCUGCUAUGUUAAGACAGACGGCACUAACAACGGCGAUAACGAUAACAAUGGCGGAAGCACGAACAAGAGCGGCCUCUCCACUGGCGCCAUAGCGGGGAUCUCCGUUGCUGUGGUGGUUGUCGUGGCUGGCCUUGUAGGGUUCCUCUGCUGGUGGUUCAUCUGCAGGGGCAAGGCGUAG